AUGCCAUCCACCCCCAGCUACCGGGUCGUUGAACCGCACCCGUCCGUCCCGCGCGCUCACCCCGCCAUCCACACAGCCCGCGGCGGCGCCGGCAAUGUCAUCGACCUGAAAGGGACCAAGACCACCGACUCGCGCUCCGCAUCGGGUCCCGCCUCGCUGACCCGCCUGGACUCCCGCAGCCCCCGGAGCUUCACCUCCGGCCGGGGCGGCGCCGGCAACGUCCACCGCACCACCGAGCGCGCCAUCUUCAGCUUCGACGAGGAGCUCGAGCGCGACCUCCGUCGCGCCGCUCCCGUCUACCACGUCGGCCGCGGAGGCGCCGGCAACAUGGUCUUCCGCGACGACGACAGCUCCCUCAGUCGCAAGUUCUCCAUCAGCAGCAAUAGCACCUCCAGCAGCUCGGGCUCCACCCGCGACAAGGCCUUGCAGGGCUUGCAGAAGGGGUGGGGGAAGUUGAAGGGAAUGGCAUGA
Molecule: messenger RNA, 471 nt
Organism: Aspergillus campestris IBT 28561
Lineage: Eukaryota; Fungi; Ascomycota; Eurotiomycetes; Eurotiales; Aspergillaceae
Product: DUF3602 domain-containing protein
Exons: 1
Coding region: 1-471 (156 amino acids)
Source: RefSeq, a predicted model, not a curated record